AUGGCUGACCACACCUGCGUGGAGCACUUGACUCCGCUGGACUUGCCUAUGCCCAGAACCUACAUCCGGGUUCUCUUCGUUUUCCCAACGGCAAGUCCAACAACAGAACUCAGCCAGGAGCUUCAAUGCGGCCUCGAAAAGCUUGCGAAACAAGUGCCUUGGAUCGCCGGAAAUGUUUUUCUCACCACUUCAACGGAUCAGAAAGCUCCCCUCGAAAUCCGAUACCAUGCAGACAAGACGCCGAGACUGCAGGACAAAGGCCAGAUAGCGGCCUCAUAUGCCAGUCUUUCUUCGCAAGAUAUGCCCAUGAAAGCCAUCCCACUCGACGUCUGGCCAACACUCCCAAGCUUGCUCGGUAACACCCCUUCUGAGACAGGGGACCCCGUUUUUGCUGUCAGCUUCUUCCGCUUCGCAGAUCAGGGUGUGGGCUUAUGCAUCUGCUUGCAUCACAAUGCAGUCGAUGUAACUGGCUUCUCGGAAGUAGUGCGACUAUGGGCCGAGAAUGUUGUCCAACAAAACCAGACCCAUCCCUCCUACGGUCUACAAGGAAGUGGUGAUAGGCUCGUGCAGCUUUCCAAGGCUCUGGAGCCUGAUCUGCGGGGGAUCUCCUCGCUUUCAUCUAAGUCCGCACAACGUCAAUUGACCACCAAUGUUAUCCUCUGCGCGCUUCUCUGGACAUCAAUCACUCGUGUACGAGCACAGCGCAACCCUGAUCUCAGACGCCAAACAAGUCGCUUAGUGACAGCCGUCAACGGUCGGUCACGCAUACCGGGCAAUCUGCAACCAAUGCCCGGGAACCAACAAUACCUUGGAAACGUUGUUCUCUACGCCUUGGCAAACUUCUCCUGUGCUAAUCUCGCUACGGCCGAUGAGGAUCCAGUAAGAUCGCUUGCCAAGAUAUGCGACCGUAUCUCCGAAUCGCAGUCACCCGCGACGAUCGACUCACGUUUUAUUGCUGAGACGUACCGGCUUGUGGAUUCCAUGGAGGAUUAUAGGUCGCUUUUUGCGGGUUGGGACUUGUUCGGCUCUCGUGAUUUUACUAUUACAAGUUGGGCGGGUUUGGAUUUAUAUGGUGUGGACUUUGGGCCAUUGCUUGGAAAGCCGGAGUUCGUUAGAUUGCCUUGCAUGGAGGUAGAUGGUGUGGCUAUUGUUCUACCCCGUCGGAGAAAUGUCUGUGAUGAAAGGCUUGAGGUGAUGGUCAUGCUGCGAUGUGAUGAUAUGGAGUCCUUGGAAAGAGAUAGUAUGUGGCAGACGCUAGUUGGUGGUGGUAAGAGCUGUGAGGCUUGA
Molecule: messenger RNA, 1287 nt
Organism: Aspergillus niger
Lineage: Eukaryota; Fungi; Ascomycota; Eurotiomycetes; Eurotiales; Aspergillaceae
Exons: 2
Coding region: 1-1287 (428 amino acids)
Source: RefSeq, a predicted model, not a curated record